UCUAUAUAACAUCUGAGAAUCAGACCUGAGAGCACAGUAAGCCUUCCACUCCUAGCUACCCACUACACUCUUGUGAAAGAGGACAGAUUAUAUACUUAAAUAUGCACUACAUAGUCAAAACGGUGGUUUUACUAGCAGUUGCUACUUCUGCUGUACUGGGUCAAUAUGGCUGCUCUCCACUGAUUCCAUCUUGCUUGGAGAAGAAUUGGCGUCUCGGCCUGGACAGUGUCCGUCCCAGUGGUACCAUCGUCCACGGACACGCCAACACGCCAGUCUCACAGGGAGGACUGCAGGGGUCUGCACACGGGUCACACGUGUUCGGUGGACCUUACAACGGUGCGUCAACUGUCGGGGGUGGUGUCAACUACCAGCACCCUAGCGGCCUCCAGGGCGGCCUGGACGUCACUCACUCCAGAGGACAAGGGAACGUCGUCACAGGCAGUGUGGGUGGCAGCACCAAGCUCGGCCCCGGCACCCUGUCUAUCCAUGGGGCAGCCAACACCAUCCCUCACUCCAGCAAGGUGCAAGGCGGUGUGGGAGCCACCUACUCUGUACCCCUGCCUUGAGCUUGUUACCAUUUUAAUAUUUAACCUGAUAUUUGGGUUUGAAACUCUUAUGUAUAGUUGCAAUCCAUAUUGGAUUAAACA
Messenger RNA from Macrosteles quadrilineatus (aster leafhopper), 647 nucleotides. RefSeq lists its product as uncharacterized. The transcript has 3 exons. The coding region runs from base 102 to 566 and encodes 154 amino acids. Lineage: Eukaryota; Metazoa; Arthropoda; Insecta; Hemiptera; Cicadellidae. The record is from RefSeq and is a predicted model, not a curated record.